CCGUGAACAGAAGAUCCGUUAGAGUUUAAAAAGAUUAGGCUUUUGACUUAAAAUGCUUUUCCCUCCGGCCUAAUAAUGGUUCAGUCUUUGCGUCUUAUCGUCGGCGAUAUCUGACAGCCUAAUACGCUUAGCGCCAGUAAUCUUUGUAGUCCAAGUUACAAGACACUUCAAAAGGAAUCUAUUCCCCAGUAGAGAUUUGGGAAACGUGAUGUGAAACGAAGCAAUGGACAAGGAAAAAUAUUUCUCUGUCCAGCCGAACAGCAGAAAUGCGCCUUAUUUAAGAACAAGAAGUAGAGAAAGUGGACGAACCAAGACUACGUUUCGUAAAACAGCGAGACAAAUAUGGAUCGCGAAUUCAAUCUCAAAACAUCACGUUGGUGUGGAGUCCUAUUCGAAAAGCAGUGAAGGUAAUCAGAAAACCCUGAAUAGUACCACAUUGGAAACAAACGCUUCCUCUCCAAGCCGUCCACCGAGCGUUCAAAGGAGAGGAACUCCAGAUAUCUUUCCGAUGUCUUCCGAAAUGAGGAAGACGUUAGUUUUGCUCGGAAACUUAGAUUUGUUGCCCGAGGAAGAGAGAAAAAGGCAAGAUGAACUAGUACAAGCCGAAAAAAAUAAAAAACUCAAAAGUUUUCGACAAAGAGCUCAAAUGAGAGUUAUUCAGCCUCAGAGGUUUAUUCGAAGUUUUCGUAAUGGCGGAAUCCGGAAAAAUGCCGAAAAAAACGCAAAUGAACUUGAAAAUAUCAAUACGACAGCUGUAGAGUCAUUAAUUAAUUCAAGAGCAAGCAAUGACACAAGCAGUCUGUGUGCUAAAGCCGAAGAAAUGGAAAAAAAUAACGACGAAAUAAAGCUAGAAAAUAUUUCGUCAGACGACGAAGACGAUGGUAGUGAACGACAGAAAACUAAACGAGACUCAUUAUUUUUUACUCCAUCACCGAGAGAGCAAGAAAGAAGCUCUAAAGAUCCUUGGCGAAAAGCAAUCAAAAGACAUCAACAUGUGCAAGUCGUGCCAAAUCCUUCGAAUCCCUUUUUUGUCCGGAAACGCUUUAACCAGACAAAGAGGGAAUUUUUUUCUAAGAGUUGGCAGCCAAAUUCAAAUUUCCACGAAAAGUUUCCGAGCAUCAAAAGAACUUACAGCUUAGGUUCACCAAGAACACUCAGCACAGAGCCAACAGAUUUGAAUAUCGACUUAGACGAUUACACUGAACCAAUAAACGAUGGUAAAACCAUUGAUGAAAUUACUAAUGAUAUUCAAGAAAGGUGUUCAAAAUGGUUUGAAUUUAGACAAAAAAUAUUAACGAAAUCGUACGAACAUAAAUGAGUCGAGUUUGAACUAAUUUAGUCAUGGUUUUCAGUUCAAAACAAUAAAACUCGAACUAAAAAUUAUUUAAAAUAUUACGAGAAAAUUUAGAAAAAAGAAGCUUGCUAGAUCUUGGUAAGACAAAAUUCUCGAUGCGUUCAAGUAUCAUAAAGCUAACGAGAAUAACUGAGGAAAACAACUUAGAAUUACUUUUCAAAAUGGUUGAUCAUGCAAGCACAAUCACAAAACAAAAGCUCCAUUUAUUUGUACAGAGAGUAAAUAUUUUUCAAGCUAUUGCGUAGAAGAUUGUAUUCUUGGUUUUCACCUACGUCAUCAUGAAUUUCAAAAGCGUAAAUUCGCAUUAUAAUGAAAUAAAAGUCUUAUAUUCUUGUAAAGCGUUCCAAACUACAUAUGCUGGUUAAAUUUUAAGGCUGUAAAGCAUUUCGUUGCGGAACUAUAGGCGAGUAAACAUGACGCAAUUUUUGGUUAAAAUGUAUGGAGCGGCCAUCUUGGUGUUCCAAGUUGGUACACCAUCAUGGCGGACGAAAUUCUAAAGGCUUAAAAUGAUGGAAUAUUCAAUAUGUUUGACUAUUUUUCACUUACACAUACUUUAAAUAGAUAUUUUAAACGUGUCUAAGGGAAAA
Actinia tenebrosa (Australian red waratah sea anemone) is the source of this 1941-nucleotide messenger RNA. RefSeq lists its product as uncharacterized. The record is from RefSeq and is a predicted model, not a curated record. NCBI's taxonomy places the organism in Eukaryota, Metazoa, Cnidaria, Anthozoa, Actiniaria, Actiniidae.